This is a messenger RNA of Oncorhynchus gorbuscha (pink salmon), 2348 nucleotides long. Its product is annotated as glial fibrillary acidic protein-like. The record is from RefSeq and is a predicted model, not a curated record. Gene Ontology annotation, biological process: intermediate filament organization. Gene Ontology annotation, cellular component: cytoplasm; intermediate filament; postsynaptic intermediate filament cytoskeleton. Bases 33 to 1535 code for a protein of 500 amino acids. The transcript has 3 exons. Gene Ontology annotation, molecular function: structural constituent of postsynaptic intermediate filament cytoskeleton. Lineage: Eukaryota; Metazoa; Chordata; Actinopteri; Salmoniformes; Salmonidae.
UCCUGCUCUGCUCCCUUUCAUCACUCGCCAAGAUGAGCUACGGAUCUGACUUCAAUUCCGCUUCUUCCUACCGAAAGAUGUUCGGGGAGUCUCCCCGUUACUCCAGCUCUCCUUCCCGGAUGAGCAAUGCCUCUUUACGCAGUGGCGGUUACCGGUCCCACUCUCAGUCCCGGAGCAUGGGCUCUAACCUGGGCUCCUCUUUCCACCAAAAGAGGUCCUCUGGCCGGUCCUACUCGCAGAUGCCCAUGCCGAUGGAGAACUUGGAUUUCGCCCAGAGCACGGUGCUCAACAAUGAGUUCAAAAUCAUCCGCACCAACGAGAAGGAGCAGAUGAUGGGGCUCAAUGACCGCUUUGCCAUGUUCAUCGACAAGGUUCGCAACUUGGAACAGCAGAACAAGGUGCUCGAGACCGAGCUGGUGACCCUGCGUCAGAGGCAGACUGAGCCCUCGCGCCUGGCGGACCUGUACCAGCAGGAGAUCCGCGAGCUGCGCUCCCAGCUCGAUGAGGUGAACGGCGAGAAGUCCCAGAUCCUCAUCGAGCGUGACAACAUCGAGGAGGACCUGCAGAAGCUCCGCGGCAAAUACGAUGACGAGUACCGCCUGCGGGAGGAAGCCGAGCAGACCCUCAAGGCGUUCAAGAAGGACGUGGACGACGCCACCAUGGUGCGUUUAGACCUGGAGAAGAAGGUAGAAUCGCUCCUCGACGAGAUCAACUUCAUGAGGAAGGUGCACGAGGAGGAGGUGGCCGAGCUUAUGAACAUGAUCCAAGCCGCCCAGGUGUCCGUGGAGAUGGAGGUCUCCAAACCUGACCUCACCUCUGCCCUGAAGGAGAUUCGAGGCCAGUACGAGUCCAUGGCCUCAAAGAACCUCCAGUCCGCCGAGGAGUGGUACAAGUCGAAGUUCGUUGACCUCAAUGAGCAGGCCACCCGUAGCCAGGAGGCGAUGCGCGCCAGCCGGGAGGAACUCAACGAGUUCCGGAGGCAGCUCCAGUCCAAGACCAUCGAGAUUGAGAGCCUGAGGGGAACCAACGAGUCCCUGGAAAGGCAGCUCAACGAGAUGGAGGAGAGGCACAACCAGGAGAUUGGCCAGUACCAGGACAACAUGGCCGAGAUGGACAAUGACCUGAGGACCACUAAGAGCGAGAUGGCUCGUCACCUGCGGGAGUACCAGGACCUGCUGAAUGUCAAGAUGGCACUGGAUAUUGAAAUUGCUGCAUACAGGAAACUCCUGGAAGGGGAAGAGACUCGCAUCGGCACAGGCAUCACCUUCUCCAGCCCCAGCAUGAACAUGAGGUCCUCCGAGAUGAGGUCCUCCGAGAUGAGGUCCUUCGGGAUGAGGUCCUCCAACAUGACCUCCUCCGGCGACGUAGACUUGCCCAGCAUGGGCAGCUACAACCAGACCACCAGGUACACCACCAUCUCUGGAGGAUCCCAGAAGGACGAGGGAAAGGACCAGGAGGAUGGGCAGAGCAAGUCUGGCAAGGGGUCCAACGACGGAGACCAGAAGGGGUCCAGCGACGCCAACCAGAAGAACUAGACUCUCCCCUUCCCUUAGGUUUAACCUUACACCUUCCAUCCCCUCCCUCCUACUCCCCAUCCCCCUCUCCCCCUUUACAGGGGUAUUCUCAGAGAGGAAUCCGUUAUAGUUUAGACUCUACUACUACUACUACUGUGUAACCUACCACUAUCCAACAACCAAUCACUGUACUUCUCGCCACUCUACUCUCUUACUAUGACAACAACAAAGUAGUUACAGGCACACUUCUGGCCCUAUCAGGAGACACGUAGGUUGUGGUGAUAGGAACAUACAGUUCAGUACAAUACUCCAAACAGUUUACUCUCACUUUGGGCUCGCGCUAUUGUAUGGCACUAGCCUGGUUUAACCAGACUGAACCCUGCGCUCACUAGAAACGGUGAAACACAGUUAAAUCCGUCUGGGACGCCAGGCUAGUUUGGCAUCGAGCUGUGAUAGAUGUCAUUCAGUUCAAGAAAUAAUCACGCGCUACUGCCACCGCCUAUGAUAAUAUUCUCUAUACACAUUCCAUAGGGGGAGGGGGUGUGUGUGUGUGUGUGAGAGAGAGUUUGAAUUUGUGCACGGAAAACAAAAAUCCAAAACAUAUCAGCUUGUUAACACGUCUACUACAUCCACAUACUACAAUAUGAAGGGAAGCACCUGUAUGGUACGGAGGUGAGAGCUAGAGAUCGACCAAGUUGUUAAAGGAGCACACAGUUAUUCAAAGUCAGACAACCAACAAGAUCUGUGAUCUUGCUGAGCCAUUUUUGCCUUAUCUACAACGCAGAUAAUAUUGCGAACUCUUGCGUUUCAAUGCAAUGCAGAUAAAAAAAAUUU